Arvicola amphibius (Eurasian water vole) is the source of this 558-nucleotide messenger RNA. It is a transcript of the gene Resp18, whose product is annotated as regulated endocrine specific protein 18. Bases 22 to 558 code for a protein of 178 amino acids. NCBI's taxonomy places the organism in Eukaryota, Metazoa, Chordata, Mammalia, Rodentia, Cricetidae. The record is from RefSeq and is a predicted model, not a curated record. Gene Ontology annotation, cellular component: endoplasmic reticulum. The transcript is spliced from 6 exons.
GAGCGCUCGGAUCCAGGGAAGAUGCAGAGCUCGUUGAGGCCCGAGAGCUCCGGGGGGCUUCAGCUCCUGGUCUGCUUCCUUCUGCUUUACAGUCGCCCAGGCAGCUGCAGCGACAUAAAUACCCACGAUGGUCAGGGCCAAGUAGCAUCGGAGCAGUUCUGGUCGUUCCAAGAAUUUGCUGCUUCAGUCUCCUGGUACUUGCAACUUCUCCUCCAGCAGCUCAUACCAGAAGACCUGUUCUGGGUAGAUGAAAUAGCCGAAGAAGUACUGACCAAGAAGGUGGAGCACCUCAACAGACUCCACCUCCAACAUAGGCUGUGCCAGAAGGAUCAGAAGGAUGGGAAGGCAGUCUCCCCCACUGCAGCCACUGCGGUGAGGUGUAAACAAGAAGAGAAACUUGGACUCUUAUACCCCAAGAAUCCAGCGGUCAAGGUGAGCAAGGACCGAUGCUUUGUCCCCAAAGUAGUUCCAAAGGCUCCAAAGCAAGAAGCAACUCACCCCACCAAGGGCUUCUUUGGGCCAUACCCCACUGUGGGUCUCAACCUUGUUGCUGACUGA